Messenger RNA from Suillus plorans, 766 nucleotides. RefSeq names its product magnesium-dependent phosphatase-1. The transcript is spliced from 5 exons. NCBI's taxonomy places the organism in Eukaryota, Fungi, Basidiomycota, Agaricomycetes, Boletales, Suillaceae. Bases 96 to 686 code for a protein of 196 amino acids. Gene Ontology annotation, molecular function: acid phosphatase activity. The record is from RefSeq and is a predicted model, not a curated record.
CUGGGAAAACGAGGCGAUGAAACAGAAUUAUUCCUUCUGACUGGUGGUGUUGAAGACCACCUGCAUCAACCUCCCACCAGUAUAUAACCGAUACGAUGACGACCAGGCUACCAAAACUGGUCGCUUUCGAUCUAGACUAUACGCUUUGGGAUUUCUGGAUCGAUACUCACGUACAUCCUCCAUUAAAGCGACACCACGUCACUGGCAAAGUCAUCGAUAGCCAGCGGAAACCCAAGACAAUAGACUUCUACGGGGAUGUACCACAGAUCAUGCAUCGCCUACAAGCAGCGGGCGUAACGAUCGCUGCGUGCUCACGGACGGAUGCGCCGUCAUUAGCUCGCGAAGCCUUAGAUCUCAUACUUAUACCCCCGAGGACUGGUAGCGACAGCAGCGCUAAACCAAUUCCCGCAAUCAAGUUUUUUGACCAGCUGGAGAUAUACCCUUCUUCCAAGAUCAGACAUUUCAAGAAACUUCAUGAGAAGACUGAGAUACCCUAUGACGAGAUGCUAUUCUUCGACGACGAAUGGAGGAAUCAGGAAGUAGAAGAACUUGGCGUGACAUUCACACUCGUCCCAAAUGGUCUCAAUGACCGAAUUCUAGAAAAAGGGCUAGAGGAAUGGAGAAAGAGGCACCCUGUUCAAGUCACCGAAGACGUGGUGGAAGCAGAUGAAACGCUUAUCUCAUAGUGUUUCGUCGGCGUGAUAUCUCAAUUGAAUUCAUGGUCUCGGUAAGAGAAGUAGUUACACUGCCUAUCUGAGUUGAUCGU